AUGUCUUCUCAAUACCUUCCCGUUGUAUAUAGGGCUUGUGCUAGUAGAUGCGCAUUUAAGACCUCCCUGCGUUCAUCAUCGUCAGUGGUACCUCAAUUACCUUUAGGCUUUAAUAAUUUUCCCAAGAAAAUUCGCCCCUAUAUGGAGUUGGCUAGACUUGACAGACCAACGGGCACGUGGUUAGUCUAUCUUCCUAGUACCUGGAGUAUUGCUCUUGCAGCCAGUCCGGGCUGCUUGCCUGAUUUUGGGAUGUUGGCCUUAUUUGGAACAGGGGCCAUCUUAAUGCGCGGCGCUGGCUGUACAGUUAAUGAUAUAAUCGAUCAUGAUAUUGAUUCGAAAGUUACCAGAACUAAAGAUCGUCCAAUCGCUCGGGGAUCAGUUUCUCAAUUUAAUGCAAUCUCAUUUUUGGGUUUACAACUUACAGGAGCACUUGCAAUUCUUUUACAACUCAACUUAGAAACCAUUGCUGUCGGUGCUAGUUGUGUAGGAUUAGUCUGUGCUUAUCCUUUUUUCAAGCGUUUCACAUAUUUUCCGCAAGUAAUGCUCGGUUUAACCAUGAAUUGGGGUGCAUUGAUGGGAUACACUGCUAUCGCUGGCUUCGAUAUGACCAUAUGCCUUCCCAUCUAUCUAGCAGGUGCUUUUCAAACAAUGCUCUUUGAUUCAAUAUACUCUUUCCAGGAUAUCAAGGAUGAUAAGCGGAUUGGAGUUAGAUCGAUGCCAAUUCUACUUAAUGGAACUUCAAAAUGGUGGCUCUAUACCAUGGCAGCCGCUAUGUCUACCUCUUUUGCUACGGCUGGCUUAUCAUCCGGCGCAGGAUCUGUCUAUUUUGCUGGAACUGGUUUGACGAUGCUUCAUGUUUUCUACAAGGUAUGGAAGACGAAUCUUGACGACCCAGAAAAUUGUUUUGCCUAUUUCAAAUCAAAUCGGAAUAUCGGACUCGUCCUUUUUGCUAUAAUCGCUCUGGAUCGUUUCUUAUUGUCGGCUGUUUAA
Messenger RNA from Rodentolepis nana, 990 nucleotides. The record is from the annotation of a GenBank genome assembly. Lineage: Eukaryota; Metazoa; Platyhelminthes; Cestoda; Cyclophyllidea; Hymenolepididae.